AUGAACACCCUCGCGAGUUGCUGGCACGCCGUCUAUGGUUCUGCCUUGCCGGAAAGCGAGAGGAACAUCAAUGGUGCUGCCUUUGCUUUGCUCAAGAAGAAACUCAUCGAAUGGAGGAGCACAUUCGGCACCACCGCCAUCGCUGCCCUCAUGUUAUCCUUCACGCAGCAAGGGCUGACGACGCUCGAAGCGCAGCAAGACUUUGCUGGGACGACGAAGGCCCAUACGGAAUGCUCAAAGGCGAGUUUUUUUACCAUCGUCCUUUCGUGUCACCAAGCCGCGAUUACCGGCCGGGUCCAUGUCCCGGAGUUCGAUGCUAUCGUAAAGCCUGUCUAUGCUCCGUACGCCGCGGCGGUUCUCGCGGCAUCUGCAUGCUACCGUGCCCUCAAGCUUGCUGACAAUGGCGACCUCGAAGAUUUUAAUCCCGCGCUCAAGGGCAUUGACGCCAACCUUCUGAUGAACCUAAGUAACGUCAAUAAGACGAAGAAGACGAUUAGUAACUACAAGACGAAGGAGCGACAGCGCAUCAAGAAGGAGCGGGAGGAGCGGGAGAGGGCAAGAGAGAACUUAGAAGGCUGCUGCCUCAAAAGAUAG
This is a messenger RNA of Coniophora puteana RWD-64-598 SS2, 594 nucleotides long. RefSeq lists its product as uncharacterized. The record is from RefSeq and is a predicted model, not a curated record. The coding region runs from base 1 to 594 and encodes 197 amino acids. NCBI's taxonomy places the organism in Eukaryota, Fungi, Basidiomycota, Agaricomycetes, Boletales, Coniophoraceae. The transcript has 4 exons.